UUCUGCAGUACGGUCAUACAGCAGGUCAAUUUGUUUAUAUUUUGGAAAAAAUAUGUUCAAAUGGCAAACCUACAGCUAACUCAGGAAAAACUAGACGCUUUGCGUUCAGAAUACAGACCACGCCGGCCUUGUGGCCAGUUAAAGUAUCCGCGGCCCAAGACAAAACCAGAAUAUCAGGAUAUAUAUCCAUGGCUCCUGCCGGACGAGACGGAUCCACACUUCGUGUUCUGCGCCGUCUGCGAGUGCAGACUGGCCUGCAAGCGAUCCGAUUUAGGCAAACAUGAGGGCAGCAUCAAACACUCGGAAAAUGCGCAGAGAAAAGCCAUGCAGUCCAAGGGGCAACCGGAGGAGGUGGAUGUACCAUUGGUCAUGAAGUGGGAGUAUAAUGAGGACGAGGAGGUAGUACUGGCCUAUGGACCAGGACCCCCGCUUCACAACAUUAACAUUACAAACAACAAUGACGGCGACGACGAUGACGAUGACGAGGAGGAGGAGGGCGGCGGCGAUGCAGACACCGACCCCGACUACGAGCCAGAUGCCGAUGAAGAGCGGGAUGCGGAGCUAGAGGAGCGCGAGCCGGCCAGCAAGCAACAGCGCCGCACCUCGUUGGCGGACUCGCAACAUUCCGGCAUGGACUAUCUGCCGCUGCAUGUGACCAUUAACGAGCUGCCUACCACUGCCCCGUCCGCCAGUUCUACCUUUCCGUCCUCGUCGACGCCGGCAGCUCCGCCCUGCAGAAUAACCAUAAAGAAGGUGUCAGCUCUCAACGCAUCCCCCAGUAUAGCAGUUAAAGGGCCAGAGAUAAAUUCGAAGGCCACCAUUACGCCCAUAGCAGCCGGUGGUCCUUGCUACACACCCUCUCCACGCACCACGCCCUCUUACGCUGCCCGCCAGUUGCAGUCAUUCCAGCUGCAACAGACGCCAGCCCGAGAUUCCCUGGAGCUCUUCUUUGACAGCAUCUGUGCCACUGUCAAGACUUUGCCGCCCAAGCUAGCCACCGAGGGUAAGAUCCGGGUGAUGCAGUUAGUCGGAGAGCUUGAGCUGCGCGCCCUUGGCGAACAGGAGGCUUCAUCCCUGCCCGCCGUUCAACAGGACCUCGAUCUCCCUGAAAACGCAGAAGCUGGGGCAGCAGAAGAAACGCCAGGCAGUGGUCAGCAGAAUGCGACUGUGGCCUCCACCACCUAAUAAGGUUAGCCGGAAUCGGAAGAGGUCUGAAGACGUGGCUUAUGUCGACAAAUUAGAAUGUUUCUAGUGCUUUCAUUUCUUACGUUUUUUAAAUCGAUUUUCUUAAAUAAAUGUAUUUAUUAGUGUUUAU
Molecule: messenger RNA, 1315 nt
Organism: Drosophila serrata
Lineage: Eukaryota; Metazoa; Arthropoda; Insecta; Diptera; Drosophilidae
Gene: Ravus
Product: ravus
Molecular function (GO): DNA binding
Source: RefSeq, a predicted model, not a curated record